Messenger RNA from Rotaria sp. Silwood1, 960 nucleotides. Lineage: Eukaryota; Metazoa; Rotifera; Eurotatoria; Philodinida; Philodinidae. The record is from the annotation of a GenBank genome assembly.
AUGUUAGGCACAGCUACAAGACGAACAACUACAAUAAGGCUAGCAAUGACAGCAGCAACAACUGAAACAACAACUGAAACAACAACUAUAACAACAACAACUACAACAAUAAUAACAACAACAACUGCGACAACAACUACAACAAUAACUACAACAACAACUACAACAAUAACAACUACAACAACAACAACUACAACAAUAACUACAACAACGACAACCAUGACAACAACAACAACAACAACAACAACAACUACAGCAACUACAACAACAACAACUACAACAACAACAACUACAACAACAACAACAACGACAGCAACAACAACUACAAUAACAACUACAACAACAACAACAACGACAGCAACAACAACUACAACAACAACUACAACAACAACAACUACAACAAUAACUACAACAACAACAACGACAACCACGACAACAACAACAACUACAACAAUAACUACAACAACGACAACCACGACAACAACAACAACAACAACAACAACAACUACAACAACAACAACUACAACAACAACAACGACAGCAACAACAACUACAAUAACAACUACAACAACAACAACAACGACAGCAACAACAACAACAACAACAACAACAACAACAACAACAACAACUACAACAAUAACUACAACAACAACAACGACAACCACGACAACAACAACAACUACAACAACAACAACUACAACAACAACUACAACAACAACAACGACAGCAACAACAACUACAACAACAAUUACAACAACAACAACUACAACAACAACCACGACGACAACAACAACAACUACAACAACUACAACAACUACAACAACAACAACGACAACAACAACUACAACAACAACCACGAUAACAACAACAACUACAACAACAACGACAACCACGACAACAACAACCACAACAACAACAAAAACGACUACAACUACAACCACAACAACUACUAGUAAGUAA